AUGGCAAAGUUAUCAUGUUCUUAUUUUCUUGUACUCAUGAUUGUAUUUUCAGCAUGUUUAAUGGUUGAAAGAACUGAAGGGAAGCUAUGUGAAAUAACCAUUAAUAAAGAAAUGGCAUGUUAUUUGCCCGAUUGCGAUCGAGACUGCAACGAGCUUUAUAAUGCCAUUGCCCAUUGUGUGGACGAUCCUAAUGUUCCCGGACCUCUUAACUGUCGUUGUACAUAUAAUUGUUAA
This is a messenger RNA of Eruca vesicaria subsp. sativa (arugula), 234 nucleotides long. The record is from the annotation of a GenBank genome assembly. NCBI's taxonomy places the organism in Eukaryota, Viridiplantae, Streptophyta, Magnoliopsida, Brassicales, Brassicaceae.